GGCGAUUAUUAAUUGUUAUUGCCGCUAUUAUUGAGUUUAUCGUGUGUUGCGGGUUGUUAUCGUCUUUUCUUCUAGUUGAUUUUAUGGUUUAUUGAUCGUCCUGAGUAAAGAGUGUCUUAUUUUGUUACUAAAAUGUUUUGUUUUCUCCGGCAGAUGCUCGGCGGAGGUAACUUCUCCACGCUGCUCACCCUGGCCGCUCUUCAGGACGGGAAGGGCGUCCCAGGGCAUGGCGUCCCCCUCCCCCCCACGAUGGACACCCACAAGUCCUUGCCCACCACGCCCACCACGCCCACAUCUACAGCCGUGACGCCGGGCCUCGCGGGGCUCUCGCUGGGCUCCGGCGGGUCGGCGCCCUCGUCGCUCGUGGCCGGCGGCAUGGGCGUGCGCGACCCCCUCAAGCCGCAGCUCGACUACUCCCGCUACGUGAAGCCCUACAGCUCGGCCCUGGAGUGCGGCACCCUCUCCUGCAGGGAACACAACCUCAGAGAACACUUCCACUGCCUGGAGUGCGACUCGAAGGUGUUCAGCAAGAAGGAGGAGAUGAUCAGGCACUUCAAGUGGCACAAGAAACGCGACGAGAGCCUCCAGCAUGGCUUCAUGAGGUACUCUCCCUCCGACGACUGCUCAGACCGCUUCUCCAACUGCUCCCACAACCGCAAGCAGACACAUUACCACUGUCUCAAGGAGGGAUGUGACAAGGUGUACAUCAGCACCUCAGACGUCCAGAUGCACGCGAACUACCACCGGAAGGACUCGGCGAUCAUGCAGGAGGGCUUCCAGAGAUUCCGGGCCUCGGAGGACUGCAACCAGCCCGGGUGCUCCUUCAGCGGCCAGAGGACGACCCACUUCCACUGCAUGAGGACCGGGUGCAACUACACGUUCAAGAACAAGGCGGAUAUGGAGAAGCACAAGACGUACCACAUCAAGGACGAGCAGCUGACCAAGGACGGCUUCAAGAAGUUCAUGAAGCAGGAAGAGUGUCCGUACGAGGGAUGCAAGUUUUCCCGCGUCGUCAACCACAUCCACUGCAUACGGCCGGAGUGCAACUAUGUACUCCACUCCUCCGGCCAGAUCUUCGCCCACAAGAGGAAGCACGAGCGACAGGACCACGAGCGCGCCUACAGGAAGUACAAGCUGGCGCAGACGAUGCUGGGCAUGCCCGAGGGCCACCCCGCCCUCACGCCCCUGCUGCACGAGGCGCUGCGCCCCCUCGGCAGCCUGGCCGGACACAUGGUCAACCCCAUGGUGGGUCCCCUCGGGGGCCCCCUGGCCGGCCCCAUGUGCUCGGCCGACCAGCGCAGCGAGGACUCGUCGUCGCCCCUGGGCCCCGCGCCCGCGCCGCCCGCCAUGCCGCUCUCGCUGCAGCGCCCGCCCGGCCCCCUCAUGGGCGGCUUCCCUCCGCCCGGCCUGGUGGAGUCGCAGCACCCGCUGGCGCGCCUGCUGGGCGUGGGGCCGCCGCCCGCCUCGCACGGCCUCUUCCCGGGCGCCUCGGCCACCAGCUCGGCCUCCACGCCCGCGUCCUCGUCCUCGGGCAACGCCUCGCCCGUCGACCUCAGCCUCAGCAUGGGCGGCGGCGACGACCGCGAGUGGGAGCGCUACGUGCGCUGCUUCGGGCGCGAGGACGCCUGCCGCGUGGGCUGCGACCUGUCGGGCGCCGAGCACUGGCACUGCGACGAGUGCGAGACGGUGUUCCGCGGGCGCGAGGGCGCGCGCGACCACGGCCACGUGCACGAGCAGCAGGCGGCCAUCACGGACGAGCACUACACGCGCGUGUGCGCGGGCGAGGACCCACGCCCGUGCCCGCCCGACUGCCCCGUGCAGGACCACGCCGACCACUUCCACUGCAACUGGGAGGGGUGCGGGGAGGCCGUCCUCAGCUCGGGCGACAAGCCCUUCCGCCGCCUCGAGCACUUCCGGAUGCACGACUACGCCCGCCGCCUCGCCCUGGCCACCUCGCCGGGGGCUGCGGGCGCGGGCGGGCCCAUGGGCGUGGCCGCCGUCACCUCCGUCGACGCCAUGUUCAAGCGGAAGCGAGGUCGCCCGCCCAAGAACAGGAUCAUUGAGGUUUGGAAUGAUUACCUUCCUGUGUCCAGCGCCCACGACUCUCCGCAGGCCAUCUUCACCAGCUUCAAGCUCCCGAAGACGUCUCCGCCGCCGCACGGGCCGCCCCUGGCCAUGCCGCCCGCCCUGGCCACGCACCCCAUGACGCCCCUGGGCCACCUGGCGCACAUGGGCCGCGACGCCUCGCCGCCCAGCCUCAUCAUGUCCAGCUCCGCCAACACCUCCACCAGCACCACCAGCAGCGUCGUCCCCCAGCCCGCCACCCUCGGGGGACCCCUGGGGGCAGCCCUGGGGGGCCCCCAGCCCGUCCUCCUGCCGCUCCGGGGGCCGCUGCUCGCCAACCCGCUGCAGCCUCAGGCGGAGGUGGUGGACGGCUUCUACCCAUGGGCCGAGGGCGUGGCCUGCCCCGACCAGCUGUGCCCACUGCUGGGGCGCCGCCACUACCACUGCGCCCACCCGAGGUGUCUGUAUGUCACCGCCCACACCGACGUCCUCCCGCUCCACGCCCACGAUUUCCACGAGAACACGCCCAUCCCCGAAGGGUUCAUUGCCAUCGACCGCAACAUUGACUGUCGGUCACCAAACUGUCAGAGCAACAAGGUGAACAAGCACUUCCACUGCACGCGCUGCGGCUUCUCCUUCGUGCGGUACCAGACCCUCGAGUCUCACGCGGGAAGCACCAGCAGAGGACGAGGGCGUGGCGGUCGCGGGCGGCGCCACCCACCACAGCCUCGGCCCGCAGUCGCCCAUCUACCUGAAGAAGCCCCGGCCGGACAGCCCCAUGGACACGCCGACCCCCGGCGGCCCCGCCGGCAGGGACUCGCCCUCCAAAGGACAAGACGUGCAGAUCUCUCGCCUCCAGUGGUCAAGUCCUCAGGGAUCUUCUACCCGCUGUCGCCCUUCCCGACGGCCAACCCCGGCGGCAUCCGCCCGCCCAACGCGGCGCGCGGCGAGCCCGGCGCCCUCGUGACGCCCAUCCCUCCCUCGACGCGCCCGCAGAUGUCCACCACCUUCACGCUGCCCGUGUCGGGGAGCCUCACCAUCACCGCGACGCGCCGCUCGCCGGGGCCGCAGGCGCCGCACUCGCCGGCGCGCGACCGCAUGGACCAGGGCGACGUCGACGACCGCGCCCACGACUUCGAGGCGGACGCCGCCCGCUCGCUGGGCGUGCUGGGCGGCGACCCGUACUCGGCGCGACUCCUGCAGCAGAUGACGGCCGAGCAGGCGCCCCUCGCGGCCGCCCUGGGCGCCGACUGGAUGAACCCCGAGCGCCACCCGCAGUACGGGCCGGACUUCUCGUGCGGGCGCCCCUUCUGCAAGCUCAAGAAGAAGGAGCACUACCACUGCCAGGUGUGCAACCAGGCCUUCAGCGAGCACGAGAAGCUGCGGCCGCACCUGCUGAAGCACGCCGCGUGCGGCCCCAUGACGCCCGGCGGCAUGGCGGCGGCAGGCGACGAGGACUCGCCGGCGCAGGUGAAGGAGGAGGCGGAGGACGCGGGCCAGGCGCCGUCCGAGGGCGGCGAGCGCCCCUCCAGCCCGCGCAGCCCCAGCGAGAGCACGAGCAGCAGCAUGGGCGCCACGCCGCUGGCCGCGCCCGCCAGCAGCCCGCGCUCCCUCAGCUCCAGCAGCAUCUCAGGUAGCAUCAGCGGCCCCCAGUUCCCGCUCGUGUACACGCAGGCCGCCAGCUUCCCCGGGCUGCCCACGCCCUUCGGGCCGCACCUGGGCAUGGCAGGCAUGUUCCCGGGCACCAUCCCCCGCCUGCUGCCGCCCGCGGCCUGGCAGGUGCACCCCGCGCUGGCCGCCAUGGCCCACCAGGGGCUCAUGCUGCCCGGCGUCAGACCCAACGGGGAAAUGCCCCACGGCUCGCCCGGCCCCGGGGGCAUGCCCGGCGUGAGCCCGGGGCUGCCGCCGGGCCUGCAGGCGUCGGGCGACCACAACCCGGUGCUGCCCGCCACGCUGGGCCCGUCGCCGCACCUGGCGCUGCUGGGCAAGCGGCUCGGCGCCGACGACUUCGCCGCGCAGGACGCCAAGAAGAUCCGCUCCAACCACUCCAUGCGCCUCCUCAAGGACGAGCCCGUGCCCGAGGGCUACGUGCGCUUCAGGUUCAACGAGGACUGCCAGUACCCGCACUGCGGCUACCGGGAGCACCAGACCCACUUCCACUGCAUGCGGAAGGACUGCGGCUACUCGUUCUGCGACAAGACGCGGUUCGUGCAGCACACGGCGCGCCACGAGCGCCUCGACACCCUCAUGGGCGGGGACUUCAACCAGUUCCGGUCCAACGUGCCGUGCGGGCGCCCCGACUGCGUCUACGCCUCCAUGAUAGGCCAGCAGCAAAACAAGGCGUCGCACUUCCACUGCCUCAAGUGCGACUUCGUGUGCACGGACACCAACAAGGUCGUGGCGCACCGGCGGCAGCACCAGAAGCGCGACUCCAUCAACGCCGCCGGCUUCGAGAAGUUCACGCCGUCGCAGCCGUGCGGCGUCCAGGGCUGCAACCACAACCAGAAGCAGACGCACUACCACUGCCUCAAGUGCCAGUACUCGGUGCUGGGCCUCAGCCAGAUGUCCGCCCAUCGCUUCCGCCACCUCGAAUGAAGUUGGUUCGGGGAGUAGUCUAGCGAGAUGCUCCCCUCAUGCGCCCCCGCCGCGCCGCCGCCGCAGCCUCGGGUGCCGCCGCCGUCGCCGCCGCCGCCGCCGCCGCCGCGGUCGUCGGGCGAGCGGGCGACGCAAGAACGGCGGCCGGUCGAGAGAGAGAGAGCUGGGCGUGCCGGCGGCGGGAGAAGGGCGUUCUUCCAGACUGCCUUGGAAAGUAGCGCUGGAAGACCUAUGUCUUGAAGGAACACCUCACGCGGGCACGUUUUAGUCCCCGCCGCAGAGACGGAGAGAGUAGUACGGCGCUCGGGCGCCCGUGUACUAUAGCGUAUGUGUUAUCUUUUAGCCGUACAUAUCAUUGUAACAUACCAACUGGUGUAGUUGUUAAACUUUCUACUGUACCUUGUAUCCAGUUUUUUGCUAGACAGAGGAAUUUGUACGAGCGAAGAAUUUGUGUUGAAGGACAAAAAUAUAGAUAUUGCUCUUAGGAACUCCUGUGUACAAUAGAGAACGGGGGAGAGAAACCAUGUUGUAUACGGUGUUGUGGUUGUUCUACUCGGUGACUUAUAGUCAAGGGCCAGUGGGCGGUGACCGGGUCACAGCCUGAGGGCGAGGCCUGGGUCACCAGGGCGGGCCAGGUCAGCGCCUGACCUGGCCCCCACCGCCGCCCCUGCCGAUUUCCACGCUUUGUGGACUAUAAACUGUGUUAAUCUGUUGGUUUGCUACGAACCAAUAUUAUCCUUAACUAAUUAUUAUUUUCCUGGAUGUAUGUGAUGCCGACGAUGAUUAUGUAUUCUAUUGGUAUUCAGUACCAAGCAACCGAAGCCUCAGACCUGAACGAAACCCGAGUGCCUUGUUAAAGGUUAAACACCAGUGUCUUUGAGAUAGUGUCUUACUCGAGGUCGGUGUGGUGCUGCAGGUGGCCGACGCGAGCGACCGGAGGCGGCCACUCGCCUCCACACCUCCUUGUGCCUUCUCGUAUCCACUUGCGACUUUCCCGCACCACCACCACCGCCGCCUCCACCGCCUCCACCUCCACCACACGCACCCGACCUCUACACUCGCCCCCACGCCCAACACCCUUCAUAGCUUUGCUGAAUAUAAUUUUAUACUAUUUAUUCUUUAGUGUUACCAAAUAUUAGUGCCAAGUAUUCCGUACUCAUUCAAUUAUUUUCUGUAGUGCCAAACCAUUUCUAUCAUUUUUUUCUCUUUGUUUGUAAUUUGGUGGCAAAGAAUGUGCCAAUAUCAAUAAUCGUUUUUUAUGUUUUAGGAAUUACGUAUGAUAUAUAGCACUGACUCGCGUGCAUUUGCAUUGCAUAUUCAAGCCACGGUAGCGAGAGUUUGAGUCUGCUGGCUCCGGCGGCGCGAGAAGGCUGGCGCCAGGAGGCAGGCAGCCCGCGCCGCCGCAGGAGCCUCGCGCCCCCGCGGCGGGCGGGCGGGCGGCCGGGCUCCUGGGCUGGUGAAGGCGCGGCAGACGUCCGGCAGGGGCGCCGCCGGCACCUCCUGCCGGCGAGGGAGGGAGUCCAGGGUAGUUGUAAGGACCUCCCAGCGUGAGGGAAGGAAGGCCGCUGAGCCUCUAAGCAGUAGUGUCUUGUUUGCUGUGAUGUAGGACGUAGUGUUAGGAAGACAUGACCAGCGCGGCCGGCGUGACGCGAGGCAGUCGGCGGCGAGACCCUCCCCCCCUGCGCCACGCCCCCGGCCGCGCCCCGCCCGCGCCCGCGCCGCCCCGCCCACAUGCUCUUUAGUUGGUCACCCACCAAAUAUACUUUUAUUUAAUAUUCCUAAAGCCAAAUUGCAGUUUUGUGGCAUUCUCGCACCUAGAGCGUGUACCUCCUUGUUAUCGCAUGGCGGUGGAGCGGCGCGGGGGCGGCG
Messenger RNA from Penaeus vannamei (Pacific white shrimp), 6528 nucleotides. NCBI's taxonomy places the organism in Eukaryota, Metazoa, Arthropoda, Malacostraca, Decapoda, Penaeidae. The record is from RefSeq and is a predicted model, not a curated record.